Messenger RNA from Dibothriocephalus latus, 393 nucleotides. The record is from the annotation of a GenBank genome assembly. NCBI's taxonomy places the organism in Eukaryota, Metazoa, Platyhelminthes, Cestoda, Diphyllobothriidea, Diphyllobothriidae.
AUGCCUGUGUUUUAUCUCUGCCACCCACUACAGGCAAAUGAGGACCAAUGGAAGUGGGGCUCACACAGCAUAGAGUACACAUCUGCCUUCAUAACUGGUGUCUACGGCAUGUGGAACGCCUACGUGAUCAGCAUCCUCUGUCUCUACGCCCCCUCGCACAAAUUCCGCUCAGCAGCCGGCCAGCAGAUGUUGGAGCAUCUGAUUGUUAGCGACGCCUCGCAAGCCGUUCUUGACGCCGAAGAGCUGGCCUCUGCAGACCCUGCUUCCCAAAGACCUUCCAAGUCGCCUCCCGGUGAAGUCAUUGAACUCUGUUCAGCAUCGGGCACCUCGGCUGGAGGCGACAGCAAACGUCUAGAUGGGUUUGCCUUCCUGAAGAAGACCGCUCAAGAGUGA